AUAAGGCACCCCCGUCAUUCGAAGCUAUUCGUCCUCAUCUUCUGCCGGACUCGCCAUUUCUGAGAAGCCAAACCCUGUCCAGAAACCCCUCCAUCCAUCCAUCCCUUAUUCCGUUUCUCGUCUCUUCCAAUUUUGAUUCCUCGAGCCUCGAGGUGUUUGAGAGAGGAGGCUUAGACAGAGAUCAGGCGCUGUAAUCAUCGAUUUAAUCUGUGUAAUGAUCUGAUGGAGUCAAAAGGUGGGAAAAAGAAGUCUAGCAGUAGUCGGUCCUCGUUCUACGAAGCGCCUCUUGGUUACACAGUUGAAGACGUUCGACCAAACGGAGGAAUCAAGAAAUUCAGAUCUGCUGCUUACUCCAACUGCGCCCGCAAGCCAUCCUGAGAUUUCCCGUGCUUCCUAAUAAUAACCACCAAUAGUGGUGGACUUGUAGUGUAGUUAUAAUAUACUAUCUCAUCUCUCGCUCUUUUCUUCUUCACCUCGUCCUCGUUGAUCUCUCCUCUUUAGCAUCACAACCCAUUUCUUUAGAAACAGCAAUUGGAUAUUAGUUAAGUCAAGAUGGCUGUGACAGCAUCUGCAAUUGGAUUUGAAGGCUAUGAAAAGAGGCUUGAGAUUUCAUUUUAUGAGUCUGGGGUGUUUGCUGACCCUGGAGGCCGUGGCUUGAGAGCUCUUUCCAGGGAGCAUUUGGAUGAAGUUCUUAAGCCUGCCCAGUGUACUAUUGUCUCAUCAUUAGCAAAUAACAAAGUCGAUUCAUAUGUUCUUUCUGAAUCUAGCCUCUUUGUUUACCCAUACAAGAUUAUCAUCAAAACAUGUGGCACUACAAAGCUCUUGCUCUCUAUUCCACCUAUCCUUGCUUUGGCCAAUGGGCUCGGCCUCGAAGUGAAAUCUGUAAAAUACUCUCGUGGGAGUUUCAUCUUUCCCGAAGUUCAGCCAUACCCACAUCGUUGUUUCUCUGAAGAAGUGGCCAUUCUUGAUGGUUAUUUUGGUAAACUUGGGUCGGGAAGCAAAGCAUAUGUGAUGGGUGAUUCUGGAACUAAAAAGAAAUGGCAUGUUUACUCUGCCUCUGCAGAAUCUGCGGUGAACGAGCCAUUACCUGUCUAUACCCUGGAGAUGUGCAUGACUGGAUUGGACAAGAAGAGCUCAUCUGUGUUUUUCAAGACACAAUCAAACUCUGCUGCCCAGAUGACUGAAUCUUCAGGAAUCAGGAAGAUUCUCCCUGGUUCAGAUAUAUGCGACUUUGAUUUCGACCCGUGUGGGUACUCUAUGAAUGCUGUCGAGGGAGGGGCAAUUUCGACAAUUCAUGUCACUCCGGAGGAUGGAUUCAGCUAUGCAAGUUUCGAAGCAAUGGGCUACGAUUUCAAAAGCGUCAACUUGGAUGCCCUUAUUGAGAGGGUGUUGGCCUGCUUCCAACCUGCUGAAUUUUCUGUUGCCCUGCAUAGUGAUGCUCUUGGAGAGGAACUCAAUUCUGUUUUCCACCUUAAUGUGAAUGGGUAUGUCUGUGGUGAAACGAGCUUUGAAGUGCUUGGCAAUGGAGGAUCAAUAAUGUACUGUGGUUUGAAUAGCGUCGGCUCUGGCAGAUGCGGAUCCCCAAGGUCAACACUUCUCUGUUGUUGGAGUGAAAACGAGGACGAGGAAGGAGAGAAGAAACCCUUCUAAUAAUAAAAAGUUCCUUUUAGUCUUUCUUUCUUAUUACUAUAAACGUAUUGUGUUAAGUGUGGUUUUUAUAUUUGCCUUAUGUGUUGUUUGUGUGUUUGUUCUAUGUUGUGAUGUAAUAAAAUGGAGUAAAUGAUUUACUCCAAACUCAUGUUAAAAGUUAUACAUUAUCGUUUGCUUGUGCCAUUUUU
This is a messenger RNA of Cuscuta campestris, 1838 nucleotides long. NCBI's taxonomy places the organism in Eukaryota, Viridiplantae, Streptophyta, Magnoliopsida, Solanales, Convolvulaceae. The record is from the annotation of a GenBank genome assembly.